GGUUGUUUCAGCUUUAGCCGAAGUCCGGCCCUGAACCUGGAAAAUGCUUCUGGCGCCCCAGAAAAGGUCCUCCUCAAGGAAGAGGUCGGGGCUGAAUGGAUGGAAACAGUUUACAAGGAAGCCGAGUCCCACCAAGCCUGUGUUUGACCCUGACAAUGUGGAAUACUGGAUUAAGAGAGUGGAGAAAGCUUCAGAAUUUGCAGUUUCAAAAGCAUUUUCUGCUGGAAAUUCAGAUUUAUCCAGAAGGCUUUGGGGCCAAAUUGUAGAUUUGGAAACACCUGAGCAAAUAGAGGAUCAUGAUGAAGUCUAUGCAGAAGCUCAGGAAUUGGUCAAUGACUGGUUAGAUACCAAACUUAAGCAAGAACUAGCAAGUGAUGGGGACGAUGAUGCUGAAGACACUGUGUCACGUAUCCCUCCUGUGCCAGAAGCCAACGGGCAUUUGAAAUAUGACAAGUUCGAUGAUUUAUGUGGUUAUUUGGAGGAAGAAGACGAAAGUACCACCUUUCAAAAAUUCAUAGACCAUCUGCUCCAUAAAGACGUGGUGGAUUCUGGGAUAUUGGAAGAUCUUGGAAUGAAUGAAAACCAAGACAAGAAGUGGCAGAAGGAUCCUCAUCUUACCAUGGAGAUGAGACAUAAGCAGGUAAAAGAAAAUCGCUUAAGACGUGAGAAAGAACUGGAGCGCCAGAGAAUUGAAAAGACCCUGAAAAAAUCAGCCUUCUUAGAGGCUCAGUAUCUGGUGCAAGAAGAGAAAAAAAGGAAGGCUCUAGAGGCCAAGAAAGAGGAGGAGGAGAUACAAAGGGAGAUGGUAAAGCUGCGGAGGGAGAUAAUUGAGAGGAGACGCACUGUGGAAGAAGCAUGGAAAACAGAGAAGAAAAAGCAAGAAGAAAAUUCUCCAAAAAAUCUAGAGAAAGGCAUGUUUCAAAGUGUUCAUAUUCUUCUGGAUGAAGAAAAAAUGGCAAAAGAAAGAAAGAAGAAACUGAAAGAGUUAUUAAUCCAAACUUUCAAGGAAGAUCACCAGUGUCAAAAACGGUAUUUCUCUGCCUGGCACAAGCUGAUUCUUGAUCAUAGGAUUAAGCUGGGGAAAGCUGGGACCCUGUCUGACUGGAAGUUGCAACUGAAGGUCCUGCGGGCCUGGAGAGACUACACAAGAUCCCAGAAGUUGGGGCGGGAGACUCAAGCCAUGGAAAAUGACCUUAGGGAAGAAAACAGAAAACAACAACUGGCCACUGACUAUAACCGGAAACAAGUCCUCCGACACCAUUUUACAGAAUGGCAGCAUUGGCAUCGUGCAGAGAUCCAAAAGAGAGAGCUGGCUGUUACAAAGGAGGAAACUAGGAAGAAAAUGAAUGAGCUGCUGAAGGCAGCAUCACUAGGGAAACUCAGUGCAAACGUGUCAUCAAGCAUCAGUCUACCUGAGGAGGCAACAGCCAUGGAGGAUCCACCUAGAAAUGGAGAGGAAGGUUGUAUCAAAGAAGUACCUGUUUUCCUGCCUGAUAACAUAUUUGUCAUUUUGGCCAAGUUGACAGAUAUCCUGGCCAUGGCAGUGGUUCGUGUGAUUGUACCCACUCUCCCACCAGCUUCUGUGGUGGCUGCCGUCCCCGCUUUGUUGGAAAAGCCUCCCUCGGGGAGCAAUGGUUAUGUGCCCAGCCCCCACCUAGGAAGACCAACAAAGGACAUCUUGCAGGUUCCCCUCCAGAAUGUCCCUCUGGAUACAUCUGACACUAAACCGCACAAGGCCCUAGAUGUUGAGCCCUCCCAACAGCCUGGCAACAAAGAGAAGCUCAGAAUCAGCAGCCAGAAAGCAGAACCUAUGUGCGUGGGUCAUUUCCAUAACCGCCACAUCUUCCAGCAACAGCUGAUUGAAAAGCAGAAGAAGAAACUUCAGGAACAGCAGAAAACAAUUCUGGAGCUGAGGGAAAGCCAGCGGCUGGCAGAGGCUCGGCGGGCAGCAGGGCAUGCCAACACACAGAGCUGCCUGCUGUCAAACCCCGGAGAAGAUGAACGAAAAAGAACCUGCCAGGUGCUUCCAAAUUCGCCUGUUGCUUCCCCUGGUACUGAAGGUAGUAGAAGUGACUCUCGAAGUUCUCUGUCUGGACCCAGAAGGAAUCCAAGGCAGCUGAUGGCACCCCAUCCCAUACUGAAAGCCAUGGAAGAGAGAGCAGUUCAGCGAGCUGAACGUAGGCGGAUCUUGGCAGAGAGGAAGAAAAAAAAAGAAGAGGAGAAAUUGGCUCAGUUAAAGGCCCAAGAGGAGGAACGUCGGAAGAGGGAGGCAGAAGAAAAGGAGGCUCAGCUUGAGAAAAAACAAGAAGAGAAGAGACUGAAGAAAAUGAAAGAACUAGAGAAGCAGAAGAGAAUUAAGAGGAACCAGCAGCUGGAAGCAAUAGCCAAAGAACAUUAUGAAAGCGUAUUGCUAAGAAAAAAAGGUCUGGAGCCUUGGAAGAGACUGAGAAUGCAAAGCAAGCAAAACCUCCAGGUGGCCAAAGGACAUCACUCUUUGGCCCUACAGAGGAAAUGCCUGCUGACCUGGUUCCAGUGGAGUCAGGAAAGCCUGGCUAGGAAGACGGCCAAAGCUGAUCAAUUUUAUUCCCAAAUAUUACUUAGGAGAGUCAUCCGGAGCUGGCUACAGUACCUGACUGACCUAGAGGAAGAAGUACAAACACUGUGUGUACAUUUUCUUCAGAAGAAGAUUUUCAGGGCCUGGUAUAACAUGGUCAGGGAGGCCAGGAUCGAUUCCCAGAACAAGCACAAGGUUGCGGUGGAGCACAGUGACAGGAGGAUUCUCUGGAUCACAUUUCAGACAUGGAAGAAGUUUGCAAAAUUUACGAAAGAGGAAAGAGGAAAAGAAGAAAGGCGAGAGCAGCUCCGUAGGAAGGUAGCUGAAAUUCUUCCAGACUUCCAGAUGCUCACACCGCUGUGACUCGGGUGUACAGCAAUCAGAUGCUCGGCCCGUGGGUAAGGGGUCCUUGGUGUGCCAGUGGCCACGGCCCAGUGCAGCGCUUGGGCAGUGCUUACAAUGGGAAUCUCCAUCAGUCCGUGUGUGUGUUUUAUCUCCACCCACCCACAUAUGCACGCAUAUAUCUGGUUUAUGUUCUGUCACAUACUUCUUGGAUCAAAGAAAUUCUUUUGUGAAUUUGUAUUUCCUUCUUUGAUUUCUCCUAGGUUGCUAAUCAGUCCACUAACACAUUUAUCACAGCAGGAUCAUCCAAAGGAACAGUCUAGAGCUCUGCUGUUCAAAUGUACCCUAUGUAUUUUUAGGAUCAUAAACUUUAAAAAGGACAAGUGUUUGCUUGCCUGAGACUGUGAAGAAAAAUAUGUCCUUAUAGCUUAAUGUGAAUUGUUGACAAAUGUAACUUUAAUUAAAUAGAAAUUAAAAGUAGUGAGCACUUAGAAAAGGAGGGCCAGUCAUCUGGUACCUUAGCAUCAGCAACAGGCAUCCUGCCAGACCCUGUCCUUUUUGCCCACCUGAUGGAAAACCGUGGAUCAAAAGGCAUUCUAGGCAGCUGCUGCAAAGGGUAGCAGUGUAUCCUGAUUUCAGAGAAACUGGAGCACCAGAGAUACUUCUCCUCAGUGCACUUUGCUAAGCAUGAAGGGAAGUCCAAAAGCUAAAGGCUCUAUCGAAGGCAGUCCAGCAAUUUGUUAAAAUGUCUGCUUGUGCUCCCAACUGCAACUUCUAAAUAAUACACUCGAUCAGUCUUCCAGUCCUCAGCUCAGUUUGGUCUAUGUAUCAAGGUACUUAUCUUGAAUUCAAAGAUUGUUUUAAUGUUUAAGAUGCUAAAGAAUAUAAAGACUGACAAGACACUCCUGUGAAUUGUCUGAGAGAGUUGCCUGCUAGAAAAAAAGUUUUCAUUACAAAACACAUGCUCAUUACAACAAAUUCAGACAGUAAAUGCACACAGUAAAACGAGACAGUCCCUUGCAGCCCUGAGGUAACUACUAUUAUUUGAUAAGUUGAAAAUUUGAGUUGGUAAAAUAAAACUCUGUG
Messenger RNA from Balaenoptera ricei (Rice's whale), 3982 nucleotides. RefSeq names its product coiled-coil domain containing 191 (gene CCDC191). The record is from RefSeq and is a predicted model, not a curated record. The transcript has 19 exons. Lineage: Eukaryota; Metazoa; Chordata; Mammalia; Artiodactyla; Balaenopteridae. Gene Ontology annotation, molecular function: phosphatase binding. The coding region runs from base 44 to 2917 and encodes 957 amino acids.